CUGGAGGCACCCUGAUUGGGAAAUACUGCCCCACAGAGUAAUAGUGUUUACACUGCCUUACCAGCCUGGGGGCAGCUAGUGGGUGCUGGGAUCCUAGGAAGAGAUGAGGAAACUCUUCAUUUGAACAAUUCCGAUGCAGAGUGGCAGAUGGAUGUCCGAGGUCAGAGGGCAGAGCUACUGAAGGUCGGGGGUGGAGCCACUUUUACUCCUGAGGGUUGGGGAUUACUCCUGAGGACUUGGAGUAUGACAUGGCCAUCACAGUGCAGCAUGCAAUGCAGUCCCACUGGCUCUGACAAAUACUGUUACUAUGGGAGCAGGAGGACCUUGUGUGUGGAACUGGGGGGAAUGGUGGCUGCCCAGAAUUGCUAAUUUAAGAAUAUGCGGCAGCCCCCCACUGGCCAAACAUUAGGUGCAGGUGGCAAGAUGGCCACUGCCAGCCCACAGGCCAGCAACCUUCCGGGAAUUUCACCAAUAUCCAGCUGAUGGUACUUCUUUACUUGGCUGCGCCAAUGACAAUUUCUGCCUAUACCUUUUGGAUUUGUCAAAGAGCUCAUGUCAGAAUGCAACAACCAUAGCUACAAGCACGUCUGCUACAACUACAAGUACAACCUUAACUACAAUGAGGUCUACUGCAUCUACAAGUACAACAACCACAGCUACAAGCACUUCUUCUACAACUACAACAAGCUCAACUACAAGCACUUCUUCUACAACUACAACAAGCUCAACUACAAGCACUUCUCCUCCUACUACUACAACAAGCUCAACUACAAGCACUUCUCCUACAACUACAAGCUCAACUACAAGCACUUCUCCUACAACUACAACAAGCUCAACUACAAGCACUUCUCCUACAACUACAACAAGCUCAACUACAAGCACUUCUCCUCCUACUACUACAACAAGCUCAACUACAAGCACUUCUCCUCCUACUACUACAACAAGCUCAACUACAAGCACUUCUACAACUACAACAAGCUCAACUACAAGCACUUCUCCUUCAACAACCUCAACUACGAGCACUUUUCCUACAACUACAACAAGCUCAACUACAAGCACUUCUUCUACAACGGGCUCAACUACAAACACUGAAACUACAACUGAAGCUGAAACUGCAAGUACAACCACAACAACAAUCAGUUCUACCAGUCCGAAUAAGUGGCCAUCUACUCUGUAUUCUAAUGGCCUCUUCUUACUAUUUGGGCUAUUUUCUGUGUAUGUAUCUGAUAGAAUUGUUAACUUAUAUAUGUAAGAUAAAAGAAAAGAAAAAAUGUAUUCCAAUAACAAUUAAUCCUUCAGCAUCCCACAUGGGUGAGCAGUAUAAAUCUUUAGUAAUAGAACAUAAUUAAACAUUUCUUAUCAAUCUAUAGUGAGAAAUAGGUGAAGUGUUACUUAUUAUCUAUAGUAAAAUUAAAUAGGUUCUCCGGUGGAAAGCAAAUGUCUUCAAAUCAACUGGUGUCAGAAAGUUAAACAGAUUUGUAAAUGACUUCUAUUUAAUAAUCUUAAUCCUUCCAAUACUUAUCAGCUGCUGUAUGCACAAGAUAAAGUUGUAUAGUUCUUUUUAG
Messenger RNA from Hyla sarda, 1565 nucleotides. RefSeq names its product DNA-directed RNA polymerase subunit beta''-like. The record is from RefSeq and is a predicted model, not a curated record. NCBI's taxonomy places the organism in Eukaryota, Metazoa, Chordata, Amphibia, Anura, Hylidae. The coding region runs from base 553 to 1092 and encodes 179 amino acids. The transcript has 2 exons.